Messenger RNA from Rhodotorula graminis WP1, 234 nucleotides. RefSeq lists its product as uncharacterized. Gene Ontology annotation, cellular component: cytoplasm. The transcript has 2 exons. NCBI's taxonomy places the organism in Eukaryota, Fungi, Basidiomycota, Microbotryomycetes, Sporidiobolales, Sporidiobolaceae. The coding region runs from base 1 to 234 and encodes 77 amino acids. The record is from RefSeq and is a predicted model, not a curated record.
AUGGUCCUCGGCCGCCUCUUCCACUACACCUUCGACAUCGUCCUCCUCUCGACCGUCCUCGCCGGCGUCAAGCGGCACACCGGCUUCCAGUUCUCGACGUCGAGCCUGCCCGAAGGACCGGCGCAGCAGACCGCCAACACGCUCCUCGGCGCCGGCGAGCGCGUGUUCGAGCUGGCCGCCGCGACGAGCUACACGAGCUCUUUGUUCGAGCGCGAGCCGCCCAAGGUCAAGUAG